GGGUGUGGGGGGGGAUUUCUGCAUGCUCACAAUGUGACAGGGAUAGAGCGACUCCAUUCUGGAGAAAGAGACAGAGGUGGAGAGGAAACACAGAGAUGGGGACGGUGCAGUGAGAGCUAGUUGGGAAAGAUCUGCACACACACGUGAGUAAAACAAUAGGUGGAGGGGGAAAGAGAGGGGAGGUUUAGGGGCUAGAGGAGGUUAGGUUGGGUGAUGGGAGUCAAGAGGAUGGAGCCCAGAAAUAGGCUUUACAGGACGGCUCUUCAUGUGCCGCAGACGUGACUCUGAGCACUAGUGGGCUGAAACUGGCUAACAGGGGAACAAGACAGGACGGAAGGUCUGCAGCGUCUUGGUUUAGCCUCACUGGAUGCAGCAAGCCAGCUGAUUUAUUACUAAAGGGCUUGGUGGCAGCGUGCGUGUGUGUGUUAGUGUAUAUGAGUGUGUGUGUGUGUUUUUACGAGUCCUUGCACUGUAGCGCUUGGAGCUUUGGAAGAGACCAUUCCUCCAGUCAUAAAAUGACAUUCAGCAGGCAGGAGCUGUGUGUGUGCUGCUGCAGUCUUCAGUAGGAAGUGGGAGAGUGCGCUUUUAGGUGCAGAAGAGCAGAGGGUCUAGAGACAAUGCAAGGACGGCCACAGAGGAGCACUGAUGGCAAGGAGGCCAGUUGAAGUAUAGAAGGAGGAGCACCAAGAGGGUAAAGGGUGGAGGGAGAGAGAGGCAGCAAAGAGGGGGUGAUCAUGGCUGUCAAGCAGUGAGCUAUAGCAUAUGCUGUAGUGCAGAACAGAGUGGUGCGGCAGGGAGGACAGGCAUCACUGCACAGGAGAGGAGGUGGGGUGAAGGCGAGAGGGAGGAGAGGGCUGAGGGGUGGUAGGCAAUCAGUUCAGCACCUCUCCACCACUGGCAAGAGAAUCAUCGCACGGCAAGCCCGGGGGAAGCACAAAAGCAUCACCCAAAAGGUGUAGAGGUCAACAGGGAGCCAGUGCAGCACUGAGGUCAACGGGCAAGGGGGGCGCAAGGAAGAAAGGUUGAGUACCCCGUUUGGUGUGACUAUACCCUGACACCUCACCAUGGGAGAGUGGACCAUUUUGGAGCGGCUGCUGGAGGCGGCUGUCCAGCAGCACUCUACUAUGAUUGGCCGGUGGCCAGCAAAAGGAGACCAAAGGGAUGUCCGUGUUGCUCUGUUUCUACUGGAUGUGAUCCUGCUGACAGUGGUGGUGAUCUUCCGUAUCCUGAUAGUGGGCAUAGUGGGUGAGAAAGUGUACGAGGAUGAGCAGAUCAUGUUCAUCUGCAACACAAUGCAGCCCGGCUGCAACCAGGCUUGCUACGACAAAGCCUUCCCCAUCUCGCACAUCCGCUACUGGGUCUUCCAGAUCAUCCUGGUGUGCACCCCCAGCCUGUGUUUCAUCACCUACUCCGUCCACCAGUCGGCUAAAGCCCGGGACCGCAGCUACUCCCUCCUGCACCCUUACAUGGAUCACCACGGCCACGGCCACCACGGCCGCCAUCACGACCAUCAUGCUCGCAAGCUCCACGCCCGCAACAUCAACGGAAUCCUGGUGCACCCUGACAGCAGUAAGGAGGACCACGACUGCCUGGAGGUCAAGGAGAUCCCUAACGGACCUCGAGGGCUCCCUCAAACGCACAAGAGCUCCAAAGUGCGACGACAGGAGGGAAUCUCCCGUUUCUACGUCAUACAGGUGGUGUUCCGAAACGCGCUGGAGAUCGGGUUUUUGGCGGGGCAGUACUUCCUGUACGGCUUCAACGUGCCGGGAAUGUUCGAGUGCGACCGCUAUCCGUGCGUGAAGGAAGUGGAGUGUUACGUUUCUCGCCCCACCGAAAAGACCGUCUUUCUGGUCUUCAUGUUCGCUGUCAGCGGCAUUUGCGUGGUGCUCAACCUGGCGGAGCUCAACCACCUGGGCUGGCGGAAGAUAAAGACCGCCAUCCGGGGGGUGCAGGCCCGCAGGAAGUCCAUCUGCGAGGUGCGCAAGAAGGAUGUGUCUCAUCUGUCACAGACCCCCAAUCUGGGCAGGACCCAGUCAAGUGAGUCGGCUUAUGUUUGACAGAGGCUUUACCGCCUGGGGGUUCGAGGUACAUUCAGGACGUUUUGGCAACGGACCCCUGAGCAUCAGCGCACAAAAAGUCACCGCCGCGUUAAAACGACUUAUAAGCGCGGACUGACUGUCAGCUUUAAGUCAAGACACAUUUCAGAUUCCUGAACCUGACUUUUGGUGCUGCUCCGAAAGGACGGAGUGUUGUACUCUGCCUAGGUGACACUAGGUGCCUUUAAAGAACCCAACAGACAUAAAUGAGCAAUUUAAUAACCACUAAAAUACUGUAAAGGUGUAGGUUGAAACGGCGUUAAGCGACGCCCCUCAUUAUUUGCCUUUGUUGUAGCUCAUGAGUAAUGCUCUCGUUUUCCUAAAAUAUGUGCACAUAUGCAAAAGCCUGGCGCAUGAGCGUGGGGGAACAAAAGCCAAUCGUUGACAUGAGUCGAGAACAGUCAAAAAAGAUCCUCUGAGAUGCUGAGGGAGGGACUCAAACAUCUCGUUUGUAUUGUCAAAAAGUACACAAUUAGGCAUUAAAUAUAGCAGCGCUUACUCAGAACGGCCUCGUUGCUUUGGUCAGCAAUUUGGCAAAGCGUCAGUGGAACACACACUCACUUACCUCCCAACACUGUGUUACACACCUCAGUGCUAAGGAUGCCUGCAAGGCCGGACCUUUACGGUGAGAAAAAAAGAAAGAAGAAAAGGAAGUCAAGAGAAACACUUUGUGUGUACGAUCACCAUCGUAGGGCACAACACACACACACAAACACACACACGCACACUGACACAUCUUUUCAAUGCAACGGUAAUAUAUAUACAUAUAUAUUGUUGUCACACAGCUUUUUCACAAGCAUAUUUGGUGCCACAUUUCAAAGGUACUGUACGUAGAUGAAUUCUCCUGAGAGUUAAUGAAGAAAACUCCUAGAUGACCAGCUUUAAUAACGUGUAUUAUCAAUGUGCUCUUUGUUAAGCGUCCAUCCGUCUUACACAAAACAUAUGUUCUGACCCCAACCCCUGUCGCCCGCCCCGCCCCUAUGGACUGAAAAAGGCAUGUUAAAGAAGCAUUAACUAGAAUGGAUAGAUUAAGACAUAUGACUUAAGAAGAGUUUUAUUUAUUUGCAUCCUGCUCCUGUGAAAUGUACUCAGCAUGCAUUACGAUGAAGAAAAAAAAAGUACUACAUAGCCUCCUAGGGUGGGAACACUGACAGCGAAUAUUGGAAAGGCUCCCGAACCGCAGCAAUAAUAAUAAUAUAUGAUAUGUGAGAAGAAAAUAAGUGAAUAAAUGAUUAUGCAAACAGUUUUAUUGGCCUUUGUUCCUUCCGUCCGUCAUUCUUAAAGCUUUUCCCGUGCAGGGUGUUAAAAAAAAUAAAAAAGGAAAAUACAAGAUGGAUAUAUUUGUGUAUGAAGUGUUGAAGAUAAUCCACAAGACAGCGAGGAUGAGCAAAUGUCCGUCACUUUCCUGACAGUAAGCUUUUCUGUUUAUUUAAAUUUGCUAAUUACAUAGUCGUAAAAAAGAAUGUAGCAUAGUAUCACAUGUUCUGCCACCUAUAGCAUUAGAUUUCAAUUUUUUUUACCAAGUACCACCAAGGAAAAUAACUUGGCUCUCCAAGCACCACCAUAAUGACCAACAUUAAAAUACAUUAGUAUUGUAGGCCUAAGUAUUCAUUAAAAACAAGACAGAAGUUUUAUUUAAAGGGGAACAUCAUCACCAGACCUAUGUAAGCGUCAAUAUAUACCUUGAUAUUGCAGAAAAAAGACCAUAUAUUAUUUUAACCGAUUUCCAAACUCUAAAUGGGUGAAUUUUGGCGAAUUAAACGCCUUUCUAUUUAUCGCUCUCGGAGUGAUGACGUCAGAACAUGAACGUCACCUAGGUAAUAAAGCCGCCAUUUUCUCAAACACAUUACAAACACCGCGUCUCAGCUCUGUUAUUUUCCGUUUUUUCGACCAUUUUCUUUAACCUUGGAGACAUCAUGCCUCGUCGGUGUGUAGUCUGAAGGUAUAAAAACACUAAGGGAGGGAUUCAAGUGGCACCACUGGCCCAAAGAUGCGAAAGUGGCAAGAAAUUGGAUGAAAUUUGUUCAAAAUAUGAGGGUGUGGGGAAAGCCGACGAAAUGGUCAGACGUUUGUUUACCGACGAAAGCUAUGCUACUACAGAGAUGGCAAGAUUGUGUGGAUAUCCUGCGACACUCAAAGCAGAUGCAUUUCCAACGAUAAAGUCAAAGAAAUCUGCCGUCAGACCCCCAUCGAAUGUGCCGGAGUGUCUGCACAUUUUACCGGCGACGCUAAGGCAGACAUGGCACAGAGAUGUAUGGAUAACCUGCAGAUGCAUUUCCAACAAUAAAGUCAACUAAAUCACAAAGGUGAGUUUUGUUGAUGUUGUUGACUUAUGUGCUAAUCAGACAUAUUUGGUCGCAGCAUGACUGCCAGCUAAUUGAUGCUAACAUGCUAUUUGGGCUAGCUGUAUGUACAUUUGAAACUUUAUUUACAUCCAGUGUUUCCUCCACCCAUCGAUGGAUUUUAGUUUAUCCAGUGUUACAAGAUGCAAAACUUCCGAUCGUUGGUCUGCACAUUUUACCGGCGAUGCUAAGGCAAACAUGGCCGAAUAGCGUCAAUAGCUAUUCGCUCAAUAGCUUCAGUUUCUUCUUCAAUUUCGUUUUCGCUAUCUGCCUCCAUACUCCAACCAUCCGUUUCAAUACAUACGUAAUCUGUUGAAUCACUUAAGCCGCUGAAAUCCGAGUCUGAAUCCGAGCUAAUGUCGCUAUAUCUUGCUGUGCUAUCCGUAAUGGCAUCACUGGAUGACGUCACAGGAAAAUGGACGAUGGCUUCACAGAUAGCGAAAAUCAGGCACUUUAAAGCUUUUUUUUAGGGAUAUUCUGGGAUGGGUAAAAUAAAAAUAAAAACUUCAAAAAAUAAAAUAAGUCACUGGGAACUGAUUUUUAUUGGUUUUAACCCUUCUGAAAUUGUGAUAAUGUUCCCCUUUAAGUAUAUUUAUUAUUUUUGGCCACUCUAACAUUGCAGACAGUUUGAACAGUAACACUGUGUUUAAAUUUAGGAAAAUAAAACACUGUACUUUAAUCAAGUGAUUCCUUGGUGUACCACUAGAUGGAGCCCAUUACAACAGCUUGAGAAUCACUGAUCUGUAUGUUUAGGGUUAAGGGAAAGCUGGAGCCUAUCCAAGCAGACUUCACCCUAGACUGGUGGCAAACCAGUCACAUUGCUGUAUUUGUCAAGCCUCCUGAUUCGCUUGGGAAGCGCUCAUAUUUUGCUCUCUUUCCUGGCACCUUCUGGUUUUCAUAAAUUCCUGGCAAUAAUUCCCCAUAUUCUGUCUUGGACGGAAGAAAAAAACUCUCAGGUAGGGAUGUCCCAAUCAACAUUUUUGACACGAUUUUUUUUUGUUUGACUCAGAUCCGAAUGGAUUUGAAAUCCCAAUCCAAUACUUUGACAAUAGAUUAUAGAACUGAACAUGUUUCACACCAGGUAACUAAAGUAACCCAUUUUUUCUAAAUUAAAUGUAGAAUUUGCUAGUGUAUGUAUCAGAUUACAUAUUUAAUUAUUGAAUGCUAUAUACCAUUUUUUUGUUCAACAAAAUAGUGUGCCUGAUGCACAAUAACUUAACAAAAGUUAAAACUACAAUUGGCUUCCAUUUCAAUUAUUUGGAUAUUGCCCUCAAAGCCUUCCCAUAUCCAGAGACGUACUCCCUUAAUUUGCAAACUAUAACAAAAAACACCCAAUACAUUAUUUUAUCAAAAUAAAAACAACAACAACAAAAAAAUUUAACGGUUAGCUUCUUGGGUCGUCCUGCUCGGUGUUUGUGUGUUGCUUAGCCAUUCCUUUCCCUCGAGUCCUCCAGUAACAAUGGUACAAUAAAAAAAUAUUGAUUUACUAUAUGAAAUAUUUAUUUUCCCGUAAACUUUAUUUUCCGCCAUGGCGGUGAGGAUUAGUAUCUUCGAAAUGGUUCCGUGCUGUGGAUGGGGUUUGUUGCGGCUUCUUUUCAAAUUGGAGCUGGUGCUCCAGCAACAGUGACGUGCUGUCAGGGGAGGCAAGUGGGGCAGUGCCUCACCUGCCAUCAGGUGGCUUAACCAUGACAUGUUCCAAACUGAAGUAAUAAAAUAAAAUAACUUUUAAUAUUUAUCUUUUGGUUUAUGCUUUCUAUGUGAUUUUGGUGUGGUUCCUGUAUAUUUUGAUCAUUUUCAUGGUCAAAAUCGCGGAAAUUCAAUGUUUCCUGAUCCAAACAAUGCAGCAGACAAGAAGUGAGGCAGACACAGGCGGUGCCUCCACGGCUACACACAGUGUAUAUUGGGGGUGUGCGUGCGAGGGGGCGCAUACUUGUUGCUACGGGAAAAAGGCAGAUCAUGAAGCAGCAAGUACCUCUGCCUCAAGGUAGGGGGCGAUACAUUGUCAACUUGCAGUUCAAUGCCUCAGCAGUACUCUGACUCACCACACUGGGAGAAGUGGGGGCACUCAAGCUAGCAGACACAGGUCUCUCCAGCGGAAGCCAGCAAUUUUUUAUUUUCUUUUUUCUUAACUGUAUUUAUAACAAACAUGGCAUUUUUUAUUAGAGUAAGCCAGCGUUUGUGGGUGUUUUUUGUCAGAUGCAGAAAUAUUGUUUAAUUUCUUGGAAUGAAAUUGAAUUAAAUGAAUGUAUCUGCCAAUAUGGAGGAUUAUAUACUGUAUCCAAGAUAAAAUCGUUCUCUAAACUGGACUUUAAGACAAAAUUAAUGCGAUCAUACAAAGUAUGUUUUCAUGGAGGAUAACUAUUGCUGCUUCAGGUACAAAUACAGAAAGGUAAGAUACACUCACAAUACUUUGUUUAUUUUGGUAAAAGCAAAUGGGACCAAAAAGUAUUCAAUAACAAUUUUAUCAAAUACUUUUUGGACCCAUUUAUCAUAUCAUAAUAUCAUUAUGAUAACGUUUUUAUGAAAGUGAAUAAUUACCUUUUUUUUUCCUGUAACUCUAAUGUGCAACCUAAAUCAACAAUGACUAGAACGGCACAUAUGAAUUUAAGUUUAAAAAAAAAAAAAGGAGAAAAAAAAGUAUGUAUGCCUCACCUGGUGUUAAGUUCACCGCACGUCACUGUCCAGCAAGACAUGCACACUCCUGGAAAUCAUGCAACUCCUGCUUGUGUGUCGCAAGAAAUACGGAAAUGUAAUGUAAAGAUCAGGUUAAAAAGGAAAAUGUCGGCCCCUGAAUGGUGUCAGGACUAUAAUGUUGCCAAAGCAGCAAAACUUUCCGUCCACUCAGCAAAAUAAUGUCAGUCCAGAAAUAUUUUGGUGCACUGUUUAUAUACAUAUAACCAGAUUUUAUAGCUAAUUAAAAUAUUUAAGUAUAAUAUACAUAUGUAAUUUGAUAAGAAUAAAUCACUGUUUGCUGACAUAGUUCAAAUCUCCCCAAAAACUUGAUGUUAAAAUGACUUAAAUCACCAAGGUUUAGUCGCUCAUGAACACAUUUUUUAUAUGAGUAUCUCCUCCCCAACUGUACAAUUUACAUUAUUUUCC
Molecule: messenger RNA, 7537 nt
Organism: Nerophis ophidion (straightnose pipefish)
Lineage: Eukaryota; Metazoa; Chordata; Actinopteri; Syngnathiformes; Syngnathidae
Product: gap junction delta-2 protein-like
Exons: 3
Coding region: 1065-2057 (330 amino acids)
Biological process (GO): cell communication
Cellular component (GO): connexin complex
Source: RefSeq, a predicted model, not a curated record